Messenger RNA from Prorocentrum cordatum, 591 nucleotides. The record is from the annotation of a GenBank genome assembly. NCBI's taxonomy places the organism in Eukaryota, Dinophyceae, Prorocentrales, Prorocentraceae.
GCCGCCGGCACCGGCUCGUGGCGCGGCGGCCGCAGGCAGGGCCUCGGGCCCUCGGCCUGGGAGCUCUGGCGCGAGGCCAAGGAGGAGGAGCGCAGGGCCCUCGCCCAGAGGCCCGCGGCCGCGGAGGCGCCGCGGCGGCGGCCCGCGCCGGCCGCGGCGGCGCCCGCGGCCGCGGCGCCCGCGGCGUCGCCCGCGGCCACCGGCGCCGCGCCCGCCGCGAAGGGGCCCACGGGCGCCGCGGCGGAGGCCGCGCCUGGCGCAGCGGUGGGCGUGCCAAACUCGGCGGGCGUCGCCGCGCCCGGCGCUGCGGGCAUCGCCGCGGACGCGCCCGCGCCCCCGCCCAAGGAGAUGAAGGCCACGCUCCUCGCGCUGCAGUCCCUGGCCACGCCCGCCUUCCAGAGGGCCGCCGGCAUCGCGGGGCUCAGCGGCAACGCGCUGGCGAAGUUCAAGCGCCCAGAGUUCGAGGCCGUCUGGAGGCGGUUCUGCGAGGAGGAGGCCGCGGGGCUGAGCGAGGAGCAGGCCCACGCCCUCCUGGCGCCCGCGGCGGCGGCCGGCAGCGCGGCCCAGAAGCCCGGCACGCGGAAGAGGUAG